Rotaria socialis is the source of this 1518-nucleotide messenger RNA. The record is from the annotation of a GenBank genome assembly. NCBI's taxonomy places the organism in Eukaryota, Metazoa, Rotifera, Eurotatoria, Philodinida, Philodinidae.
AUGGGUUUGGAUGAACGUCCGUCGUGUUUGCGUAGCUUUCCUCAUGAAGUAGUCUUCGUUAGUGUUUUAUCUUGUGCUCAAUUACUUACUCAAGCAGCACUAGGCAAUGUACUCGUUCCACUUCAUAUUAUUGGUCCUGAUAUCGGUAUUACAAAUCCUGCUGCAUUGCCUUGGACAUUAGCAGCGUAUUCUUUGACAGUGGGUGUUUUUAUAAUGGUUACAGGACGAGUAGGCGAUAUUUUUGGACAUAAACGAUUAGUUAUAGUCGGAUAUUUGAUGUUUUCUAUAUUCAGUUUUUUAACUGGAUUGGCUGCAUAUGUGAAUAAUGGUAUUUAUUUUCACAUUAUGCGUGCAUUCCAAGGAAUAGGUCCAACAAUGCUUUUACCUAAUGCAGUUGCACUACUUGCUCGAACAUAUCCAGCUGGUUUGCGAAAAUCUAUUGUUUUUUCAAUAUUCGGAGCAACAGCACCUACCGGAUUUAUUCUAGGUGCUCUAUUUGGAAGUAUAUUUGCUCAAUUUUUAUGGUGGCCUUGGGCACAAUGGGCAUUAUCAAUUUUUUGUUAUAUUCUUGCUAUUUUAACGUAUGUUAUAGUUCCAACUGAACUAUCAUUAGCCGUUCAUCCGACUGGUAAAACUGAUAUAUUUGGAGCCAUCAUUGGAGUAUCAGGUUUAGUUCUAUUUAUAUUCUGUUGGAAUCAAGCACCUCUUGUAGGCUGGGAUAAACCGUAUAUGUACGGUAUAUUAAUUGCUAGUAUUGUCAUAAUUGCACUGUUUAUUGUGAUUGAAAUGAAAACACAAGAACCGAUCAUGCCAUUGUCUAUUUGGUCUGUACCUGGAUUUCCAGGUGUUCUUGGAUGUAUGUCUUUGGGUUGGUCAAGUUUUGGUAUAUUUAUUUAUUAUAAUGUUCAAUUUCUUGAAAUUAUCCAUCAUGCAUCACCAUUGUUAACGACAGCUAUGUUGACACCGCUCGUCGUUUUCGGCAUUAUAGCGACAAUCGUUGUUUCUCAACUCUACGGUCGUACGCCGGCCCAUUAUCUUCUUAUGGCAUCGAUGAUUUUCUUUUGCGCUGGUAAUAUUCUUAUCGCUACAGCACCUGCUAAUCAAACUUAUUGGGCACAAGUAUUUGUUGCUACAAUGUUGACUCCGUUUGGUAUGGAUAUAAGUUUUCCUGCUGCAUCCUUAGUUAUUAGCAAUAAAAUGCCUAUGCAUCAGCAAGGUGUAGCAGCAAGUAUGCUGAAUACAGCAAUCAACUGGUCUAUUUCAUUAGGUUUGGGUAUUGCAGGAACCAUUGAAAGUAAAAUGCUUAAAAGAGGAAAGACGACAUUGGAAUCUUAUCGAUAUGCGUUAUACACUGGUAUUGGACUCAGUGGUUUAGGAGUUCUCGUAGCAUUGUUAUUCUGUCGUGUACCUAAAACAGUUAAUCCAAAUGAUGAAGAACAAACACAAGUAGAUAGUUCAUCUAUUACUACGAUGGAUACAGCAAUCAAUGCAGAUAAAAUUGAUAAUGAAGAAAAAUAA